AUGGUCCUCAAGCGGCGCGAGAUCUGCGAGCUCAUCGACUUCACCAGCUGGACGGCGGUGCAGGUCUGGAUCACGGACGUCAUCGACGUGGUCUACAAAGAGUUCGUCGGCGACUACCUCAAGCGCUACUACAGCCAGGGCCUGAAGGCGCCCCAGGGCGGCAGCGCUCUCAAGCAGCAGUUUGUCGGCUUCGCCGCCGAGUACGAGCGCAUGGUCAAGCGCCGCGUCGAGGAGAUGGAGAACGGCGUCGCGCUCCCCGCCGUCAGCCUCCUGCCGAAAGCCCAACGCCGCAACGUCAAGCGGCACUGGAACCUUGUCCAGCACUAUGAGCACUUCAUCAUCGAGGCCGUGGCCAAGGAUCGCUUCCAUGCCCGCCACGAGCCCAUGGAUGCGGAGAGGAACCAUAUCUCCACCAAAUACUGGGCCGCCGAUCCUGCCGAACUCUUCGGCAGAAUGUACGAGCUGACCGAGGCCCUCGUAUAUAAUUACUGGAAGCCGACCACCGAGGACUGGGACUCGGACGACUCCGACGUUCCCUAUACCGACGUGGCUGAUUUGCCGGGCACCGACGAAUACAGGGGCACGGAUAUGCACUAG
Chaetomium strumarium is the source of this 597-nucleotide messenger RNA. RefSeq lists its product as uncharacterized. The coding region runs from base 1 to 597 and encodes 198 amino acids. The record is from RefSeq and is a predicted model, not a curated record. NCBI's taxonomy places the organism in Eukaryota, Fungi, Ascomycota, Sordariomycetes, Sordariales, Chaetomiaceae. The transcript is spliced from 3 exons.